Messenger RNA from Letharia lupina, 1383 nucleotides. RefSeq lists its product as uncharacterized. The transcript has 4 exons. The record is from RefSeq and is a predicted model, not a curated record. Gene Ontology annotation, biological process: polysaccharide biosynthetic process. NCBI's taxonomy places the organism in Eukaryota, Fungi, Ascomycota, Lecanoromycetes, Lecanorales, Parmeliaceae. Gene Ontology annotation, molecular function: acyltransferase activity, transferring groups other than amino-acyl groups. The coding region runs from base 1 to 1383 and encodes 460 amino acids. Gene Ontology annotation, cellular component: membrane.
AUGAAGAGGCUAUUGCCUUGGGAGGCAGUUCCUGCAUCUACUGGCCAGAGAAAUGUUCUCUGGGCCGAAGGUCUUCGCGGCAUUGCAUCUCUGCUCGUUGUUACGAGCCACUUGUCUCGAUCGUUUGCCUACACCCUUAUUACCCCAGCUCAAGACAGCACCCAUACGGGCUCCUUCAUCCACCUGCCUUUACUACGUCUACCUGCCCAAGGGGCGCCAUGGGUUUCCCUCUUCUUUGUCUUGACAGGCUACGUCAACGCUAUGAAGCCGAUUAAGCAAGCACGGAACGGCAAUGGUAGCCAAGCUCUCUCGGGCCUGGCUUUCAGCGCGUUUAGGAGGACCGGCAGACUCGUUUUACCCGCAACAAUUGCUACUAUAAUAAGCUGGGUGAUAUGUCAGUUGGGACUGUUCGAAAUUGGCAGGACGUGUGAAGCUGUCUGGAUUCGAGACACAAGCCCUAAGCCCGGACCCGGUGUUACGGGCUCCAUCCGUCUUCUUCUCGCAAACCUUUUCACCACUUGGACCACUGGGUUCAACGUUUACGACAAAAACCAAUGGACCUUCCCCUUUCUACUCAAGGGGUCGAUGCUCAUUUUUAUUACCUUGCUCGCUACAGUCCGUAUACACUCGAACUAUCGCAUACUAGUAUUCCUAGGCCUUUAUGCAUUCAAUUGGGCGGGAGGAGAUCCAAUGCUCGGGAUGAACAUCUAUUUCGGAGCUCUCCUUGCCGAACUUUCAAACCGACUCCCCCCUCCCUCUAUGACGCCCCAGCGAAAUCCGUUCAUACGAGCAAUGACUGGGGUUGCACUCCUCCUAGGCCUUCACGUAUCGGGUUAUCCGGAGGUGUCUCCCGAAUGGACUUCUUGGUCCCAGAAUUUGGCCCAGAUUGGGCAAUUCAUCUUUCCCGGGAAGGACUACUGGCGUUACUGGACCUCCAUCGGGGCCCAACUUAUCACUCUCGCCGUCGUAAUAUCUCCCCGAAUGCAAGACAUGUUAUCACAUCCCGCCUUUGUAUGGUUAGGGAGUGUCAGUUUACCACUUUAUCUGAUCCACGGUCCCUUGGUCCGUAGCUUGCUUGCGUGGAUGCUUUUCGGCUGGCAGAAGCCGGUCUCUUAUUACAGCCAGGAUGUCAACGGGAAUUUAACAGAUCCUUUCCAACGAAGAUCGUUCCCGGAUGGCUGGGUCUUUUGCAUUGUGUUGCCGGUAUUUUUUCUUAUCUUGCUUUGGGCUUCGCAUCUGUGGACUACCUGGGUUGAACCAUGGUGCGCAUCCAUGACCAACCGCAUAGAGGUCAUGUGUGGGACCGAGACAGGAGAAAAAGGGGAUUUGCGAAGGACCAAUGGGUGUCACGGGGAUAAGGGGGAGCGAGUAACGGAAGUUUGA